AUGGGUCGGCCUGAUACGCCUUAUGCUCCGUCGGACGGUCCGACGAGCCCCAUAUCAUCCCAUAUGUUUUAUGAGGGUCAUAGCGUCGGGCUAUCACGUGAUAUAAAUCAUACAUGUUGUGGUGUGUUCUGGGUGAAUUAUCUCGGUGCCCCAUCGUUUGCACCUGAAUCCGAAGACUACCAGCUGGGAUCCGACCUGCGCGUGAAAACCGCGUGGCUGCAGACCGCACUCGCUAGAUUUCAAAAGAGGAUCAGAAGAAACCACCCUGUCCACUCGUACGUGGAAGAAAAGCCUGCUCCCACCGGUGUAGCAGCUGACGUCACCAGCAUUGUUCGCUGUUCGGUUGCGUCAAAUAAUAGCCCGUUAUUCGAUUUAGAUAUGCACGUUAUAACCCACAUCUGUGGUGAGCAACCUUUAGCUAAACUCAACACGUCGGGUUGGACUCACAUUAAUGCGUUACCGUUAGCCGAUCCAGGUUUUGACAUCCCUGGCCCUAUCGAUGUUUUGCUCGGCGCAGACGUUUUUGCUGAGUCGCUUCUUUCUCAGCGUAUAAAGGGCGAUAAUUCAAAUCAGCCACUAGCAAUUAAUUCGGUCUUUGGUUGGCUUCUGUUAGGUAGAACGCCACUUGUAACCUCAUCUUUGGUACAAGUCUCUUCGAAGGCUGACAGCGAGUUAGCCUCGAUCGUACAGCGUUUCUGGGAGGUGGACAGUGUUCCUCAAGCAUCACCUCUCACAAAUGAGGAGAUUUUGUGUGAGCAACUUUACGCGGCUGACCACUAUCGCGAUGUGCUUGGCAGGUAUGGAGUUCGUCUUCCCUUCAAGGACACGGUGGAACCGGUCUUUCAUGGUUCUCGUGAUGUUGCAUUAAGGCGAUUCCAUGCAAUCGAACGUCGCUUGUCACGUGAUCCUAUAGUACACCAACAAUAUCGCGAAUUCAUGGAUGACUAUGAGAAAUCCGGCCACAUGUCGUUAGUUAAAGCUGCAGAGCUCAACCAGGGUAAAUUUUACAUUCCGCACCAUUGCGUGUUGCGGCCAGAUAGCGUCACAACAAAAUUGCGCGUCGUCUUUGAUGCUUCUGCAAAGGACAUUAAAGGAAUUUCAUUAAAUGAUACCUUGCUAACGGGACCUAAAUUACAGUCCAAUAUCAUUGGGAUCCUCCUUCAUUAUCGACUUCACGCGGUUGUUUUUAUGGCUGACAUACGUCAGAUGUAUAGACAAAUUCUGGUCUCUGAUGAUCAUAGAGAUUACCAGAGAAUCCUUUGGAGGUCUGGCCCUGAUCAAUCGCUUAAAGAGUAUCGACUCAACACUGUAACGUAUGGCGUUUCAUCCGCACCGUUUCUGGCGUGUAGAACAAUUCAACAAUUGGCAGAGGACGAAGGUAAUCGUUUCCCUCUAGCCAAACAAAUUAUCUCAUCCGAUAUAUACGUUGACGAUAUCGUCACUGGUUGUGAAAGCUUGACCACUGCGUUAGAAGCUAAAUCACAAAUCGUUAAAUUAUUCGAACUAGGUCAUUUUGAACUUAGGAAAUGGGCUAGUAAUUCGCCAGGAUUGCUUUCAGAUCUUUCCCAGGAAGAGUGUCUUCUGGAUUCCAAAUCGUUCUCUGAUGAGCAAUAUCCUACACUCAAGGUACUUGGACUCAAAUGGAAUCCAAUAUCCGACUCAUUUUUAUUCGAUGUGAGCUCAUCCAAUCGACCGUGCACUAAGCGGAUUAUUCUUAGUGAGAUCGCUAAAAUAUUCGACCCGUUGGGCUUCCUAUCACCUCUCACGAUUCAAGUCAAAUGUUUGUUACAAAGACUCUGGCUUCUCGGAAUUUCCUGGGAUGAGCAACCUCCCGAAGGAAUCAUCAACCUAUGGGAGACUUUCUGUCAUCAGCUAUCAUCAAUCAAGGAGCUCAACAUUCCACGUCGUCUCACUUUUGAUGAUGUCAUAUCAUACGAACUGCACGGCUUUUGUGAUAGCUCGGAACUCGCUUACGGAGCAGUUAUUUAUCUACGCAUCCUAUGCGCUGACGGAUCUAUUCAUACUCGGCUGUUAUGCGCCAAGGCUCGUGUAGCUCCGCUUAAAAGACUUUCUUUGCCUCGACUUGAACUCUGUGGAGCUGUAACGCUCGCAGACCUCACACAACUCAUUCUUGACACGUAUCAGGCCAAAAUACCUAUCGAUUCAGUUUACCUUUGGUCCGAUUCGACUGUUGUUCUAUCUUGGCUUCGGUCGCACUCUUCGCGCUGGACCACGUUCGUCGCAAAUCGCGUCAGCCGCAUUCAGGAUACGAUUCCUGCGGAUUCCUGGCAUCAUGUCGCAUCUGGUGACAAUCCUGCGGAUUGUUGUGGUGUGUUCUGGGUGAAUUAUCUCUGUGCCCCAUCGUUUGCACCUGAAUCCGAAGACUACCAGCUGGGAUCCGACCUGCGCGUGAAAACCGCGUGGCUGCAGACCGCACUCGCUAGAUUUCAAAAGAGGAUCAGAAGAAACCACCCUGUCCACUCGUACGUGGAAGAAAAGCCUGCUCCCACCGGUAAGUGGUUGUUUAUUGGUGGUGGGCGAGCGAACCGCGAUUCGUAA
Ostrinia nubilalis (European corn borer) is the source of this 2559-nucleotide messenger RNA. RefSeq lists its product as uncharacterized. The record is from RefSeq and is a predicted model, not a curated record. The transcript has 4 exons. The coding region runs from base 1 to 2559 and encodes 852 amino acids. Lineage: Eukaryota; Metazoa; Arthropoda; Insecta; Lepidoptera; Crambidae.